UUAAAUAUCAUUUUCCAGGAAUUGGAUGAAUCUAUGUUUAUUGAAUGGGGAUGACUUCUGAGCUGGAGAGGAGAAAAUCUUUCUCUUUUACCUAUUUCAAUCGCCCAAUCAGCCAUACUAAUAGUAUUUGGUAUACCAACGCAGAACGCCUCUACAAGCAAUCGAGCGUCGUUUCAGGCGAAUACUCAGAAAUCAGCGCAAUAGAGGUCACUCCGCAAGACGACCCAGUUUUUGCAAUCCCACCUGAAUCGUUGAGUCAAAGUUUGGAUUAUGUCCAAAUGGAAUGCGACGUUCACCCUGAGACAGAUGAAGCUUUUGAUGAAGACACCCUUGUCCCCACAAAGUUGAUAGCCUUGAAGUGUGAUUCACUGGCACCACACGAAGACCAGUGGUUCCACGGUUACCUAGAUAGACCUGAUGCUGAGGUUCUGUUGAGUAAGCACCAGCCUGGUUCCUACUUCGUCAGAAUCUCUAUUCCUUCUGCUGACCGACCAACCAAAUACGUUCUCAGCGUUCGAACAACCGUCGGAUAUCAACAUUUUAAGAUAAAAACGAUCUUAGGUGAAUACUACAUCAGUAUCUACAAAUUCCCAACGUUGAGUAGCAUAAUUGGAUAUUUCAGCCAAGUGUCUCCACUCUUGGCUGGUUUAUACCUCAAGUCUCCUCUCUCCCCCAAGAGGGCAGUUCCUCGAGAGAAGCGAUUAAAGGCCAAAGCGAGUUACAUUCCUAAGGAAGAUGAGUCACAGGACGUCCUCAGUUUCAAGUUGGGAGACAUAUUUGUAACUGACGACAUUCUGGACGGCGAGGACUGUCGGUAUAUUCGGGGACGCCGAGAGAAGUCUGGGGAAACUGGUCUCAUUCUGAGGGUUCUGGUGCAGGAAAUCCCGCACGAAGACGAGGAUUAUUACAAAUACGAGUGGUUCCACGGCAGGAUAACGGAGGCGAUGGUAGACGACAUGUUACGUCACGAGGACGACGGAAGAUACGUGAUAACGAAUUCUGGCACCAACACUUUCUGUAUGCACAUCAAGACAGGAACUGAUAUAAAGUCUACUCAGAUCUUCCCAACGGGGGAUGGUAGAUAUAUGAUGGGAUCUCAGAGCCACGAAUCUUUGACUCAGUGUAUCGACUCUAAGGGAAAAUCUUACCCUAACCUGAGCCCUGUCAAACGAAAAAACGUCCGGAGUGUUAUCUACGGAUCUAACCCUCAGAACAGACCUUUAGUACGAGAUGAUAAGAUUCCUGCUCGAUGGAGACCUUCAACCGCUAAAGAGUGGAAACCAAUUAAUAUAUUCUUCGAGACGGACGGAGACAAUGCUGUUUUCAAGAGUACUGAUAAAAAAGGAGAGAAGGUCGAGAAGCUGAUCCCGCUAAGAAGUUGCCGAGUGUACGAGGUUGACAAGAGCAUGUUCAACUCUGCUUUCUGUUUGCAGAUCGUUGUUACGGGCUUGAACCGAGAGGUUUAUGGACAUUUCAUUGAGGUGGACAGUCACCACAAAUACUUGGAACUGCUAGCAAAGCUCCAGAACGAGCCAUAUCCGGUUGACAACGGACCCAGCCGACCAGGAAAACGGAUGAAGAACCUCAGGAUCAAAGUGUGCCAGGUAGACGGACCUGCUCCCGUUAGUUUGCCCGGUCCAGUGUUUUGCCAAGUUGGAUUCGAUGACUCCACCGUGCAACGAACACCCAACGCUCACAGCCCCAAGAAACUCUGUUGGAACAGCACUUUGCACUGUAAGCACAGUAACAUCUGUAAAAGCAACGAACUGAAAGUAAAGUUGUGUUACAGUAAGAACAAGAAGCCCUGCGAGCUCGAUGCAGCAACAGUACCCCUUAGUGAACUUGAUAACAUGACUUUCAAGACUCUUUACCCUACCCUCAACAUCAAGGGCCAGAAUAACCAGGCCAGGUUGAAACUGGAGCUUUACUACCGUGAUCACGCAGUUUUACAGUCAUCGUAUUACCACGAUCUGGUGAAUGAGCUUCAGAAGGACAACUUCAGAGCCAUCAAACUGUUAAGGCACAUUCAUUGGAACCAGGACUCGCGAGAAACAUUCGCUAAUGUGCUGCUCACAGUGUACGAUAAGACCAAAGUGCACCUGAUAAAGGAGCUCAUAUCGGAGGAGAUUGCCCGACAUCCUGAGAACGACAAAGGCUCUUUAUUCAGGGACAACACCAUCACCACCGCCCUGAUGGUCGCUAUCCUCAACGCUCCACCUUGUGGAGUAUAUUGGGAUAACGUUUUCUCGGGCAUUGUCGCAGAUAUGAACAUGAGAGUCAAGGCCAGAUCAGAGACAACUAAUCUGGAUGAGGACAGACUGAAAUCACUGAUCGAGGAAGACAGAAACCGAGUGUUAGACGCUCUGAUAAAGUCAGUAUCUGAGAUACCAGACACUAUCAGAGAUGUUAUCCGACAUAUCUUAUCUGAAGUGGCGUUGAAGUGGCCAAACGAACCCUCAAUCCAGUCCGCUAUCUUGAUGACGAUUAUGUUUGUUAGAUUCUACUCCCUGAGACUCUCCCACCCAAAAGAUAGGGAUCUUCAGUCGAUGCAUCCAGACACAGCUCAAGCGCUCCUCAAUGUCGCGAAAUCCAUCAAAAGGAAAGACGUUGGAGGGUUUCUGAGUGCGAUAAUCAACAGUGCUCCAACUUCAAAUCUAAAUGAGCAGACAGUACAGGAUGUGUCAGGACUCGACGCUGGUGACGGCGCCCACCUCUUUCACCUCAUUCAGUCCACUCUCCGUGCCACGGACUCUACAUCACCCUGGAUUCCUGCCUCCGACCAGGACCGAACUUCACUGAACUCUCUCAAACAGGUCCUGAAACACUUAGAAUCUGUCGAGCAGGACGUGGACUGAACCACCACGACAAACUGUUUUUAUACUUUUUCGUAGAGAAAAAGAGAUAAAGACGGGUCUUGAGAUUCAAUUUCCUUUGCGCCGACACGAGCUGAUCGCGGCGUUAUUUCUACAACAUGUUUUUAAGUUCGUGGAAUUUGUUAGUUUUUAAUAUAGAACGUUGCUCGGCGACGUGAUUUGGUCUGUUUCUUGACUUUAGGUAGAGUACUGUGAUUCGAGGAUCGUUUUUUACUUUUAUACGAAGUAACUUGUGACUCCAAGCCGGACUGCAGAAUGACCAGCAAGAUCACUAAUUCAUCAUUGCUCUUGCUGCGUUAUUUUCUAGCAUCUAGCAUUACAAAAAUCUAUUUAUGUAAAGAAUAAACUUUAGUUUUAGGUUAGGUUUUGGGAAGUUAUUGUCAAUUAUGUUUCCACCUGCGAGAAAUUUUUCUAUGUCCUAUGUAUAUGUGAUAUUUCUGACGAAAGUAAAAUAGCCAGUUUUCUAAGAUGUUUGUUGUUCUGAACCCCCAUGAUCAAUGUGUCCUAGUACAUGAUUCAUGACUUUUGAUGUAGCGGUAGUCUUUUGUCCUUUUCUUUGUAACUUGAAAAGUGAUGUAAUUUUAAAUUUGACAUUGUCAGUAGGUCUUCAAAAUUUGAGUAUGUCGGGGCAUGGUAAAUGGGGAUAUCAUUGUAUCUUAGGUGAAUUUAUACAGCGCAAGUUGAGUGGAGUUAAUGUGUAUGCAGUUAUUUAUUUGGAAUGGAUAGUUUGGAAUAAUAACGCUGUUGUAUUCUGGUAUUUACACUAAUACUAUAGAUAACAAUGUUUGUAUGUUGUAUAGAGUUUAUUAUUUCAGUUUUAAAA
Messenger RNA from Bolinopsis microptera, 3696 nucleotides. RefSeq names its product ras GTPase-activating protein 1-like. The record is from RefSeq and is a predicted model, not a curated record. NCBI's taxonomy places the organism in Eukaryota, Metazoa, Ctenophora, Tentaculata, Lobata, Bolinopsidae. Gene Ontology annotation, biological process: regulation of GTPase activity. The coding region runs from base 45 to 2855 and encodes 936 amino acids. The transcript has 16 exons. Gene Ontology annotation, molecular function: protein binding.